Glycine soja is the source of this 6545-nucleotide messenger RNA. Its product is annotated as pentatricopeptide repeat-containing protein At5g40410, mitochondrial. The record is from RefSeq and is a predicted model, not a curated record. Gene Ontology annotation, molecular function: protein binding; zinc ion binding; RNA binding. Bases 128 to 2008 code for a protein of 626 amino acids. NCBI's taxonomy places the organism in Eukaryota, Viridiplantae, Streptophyta, Magnoliopsida, Fabales, Fabaceae. The transcript is spliced from 2 exons. Gene Ontology annotation, biological process: RNA modification.
GUAAAUUCGUGCAUGGUAUUGCCAUAACAUAAAGCACUGCUCCAAUAGAAAUCUAUGAAAAAUUGCGUGGUACUCACCAAUAUAUAGUUUUUUACAACACGUGACACAAGAUUUGCAUGAGACCAAUAUGUUUAGGUUGUUCCAUGCAAAAUUCAUAGGUCCUAAGUUACAUCCACAAAAAACUAUAACGUUCCAACUCUUGUUCCCUCCCUUUAAAUGUUGUUCCCUUCUCUUUGAAACCUCUCUUCAGUUUUAUUUCAUUUCAUCAUAUCGUCGCGACCCUCCUCUUUCCACUCUACUCCUUGCUCUCAAAUCUUCAUCUUCUGUCUCCUGCUGCAGGGCCAUUCAUGCCCGAGUGAUCAAAUCACUGGAUUACAGAGAUGGGUUUAUUGGUGAUCAAUUGGUUUCGUGUUACCUUAACAUGGGGUCCACCCCAGAUGCACAGAAGCUGUUUGAUGAAAUGCCCCACAAGGAUUCUAUCUCUUGGAACUCAUUGGUUUCUGGGUUUUCAAGAAUAGGAGACCUUGGUAAUUGUUUGAGGGUGUUUUAUACAAUGAGGUAUGAAAUGGCAUUUGAAUGGAAUGAGCUUACACUCUUAUCUGUUAUCUCAGCUUGUGCCUUUGCGAAAGCCCGGGAUGAGGGCUGGUGUCUUCAUUGUUGUGCAGUGAAAUUGGGUAUGGAGUUGGAGGUUAAGGUUGUUAAUGCUUUUAUUAACAUGUAUGGGAAGUUUGGCUGUGUUGACUCUGCUUUCAAGCUGUUCUGGGCACUGCCAGAGCAGAAUAUGGUGUCGUGGAAUUCAAUGGUGGCUGUUUGGACACAAAAUGGAAUCCCUAAUGAAGCCUUUAAUUAUUUUAAUAUGAUGAGAGUCAAUGGACUUUUUCCCGAUGAAGCCACCAUUCUGAGCUUGCUUCAAGCCUGUGAAAAAUUGCCUUUAGGAAGAUUGGUAGAGGCCAUACAUGGAGUGAUCUUCACCUGUGGUCUUAAUGAAAAUAUAACGAUUGCAACCACCCUUUUGAACUUGUAUUCAAAGUUAGGGAGAUUGAAUGUGUCUCAUAAGGUCUUUGCAGAGAUAAGCAAGCCUGAUAAAGUGGCAUUGACUGCCAUGCUUGCUGGGUAUGCCAUGCAUGGGCAUGGGAAAGAAGCAAUAAAGUUCUUUAAAUGGACUGUAAGGGAAGGUAUGAAGCCUGAUCAUGUUACAUUUACUCAUUUGUUAAGUGCUUGUAGCCAUUCAGGGCUUGUCAUGGAUGGAAAGUACUACUUUCAAAUCAUGUCUGAUGUUUACAGAGUUCAACCCCAAUUGGAUCACUAUUCAUGUAUGGUUGAUCUUCUUGGCCGCUGUGGUAUGCUCAAUGAUGCUUAUCAGCUGAUAAAGAGCAUGCCAUUAGAGCCAAAUUCUGGAGUUUGGGGUGCCCUUCUUGGUGCUUGUAGGGUUUAUCGUAACAUCAAUCUUGGGAAGGAAGCUGCAGAGAAUUUGAUUGCACUAAAUCCUUCAGACCCUAGAAAUUAUAUCAUGCUUUCCAACAUAUAUUCUGCUGCAGGUCUGUGGAGUGAUGCAUCAAAAGUGAGAGCUUUAAUGAAGACUAAAGUUUUUACUAGAAACGCUGGAUGCAGUUUUAUUGAGCAUGGGAAUAAAAUCCAUCGUUUUGUGGUAGAUGAUUAUUCUCACCCUGAUUCAGACAAAAUACACAGGAAGCUGGAAGAGAUUAUGAGAAAAAUUCAAGAGGUUGGUUUCGUGUCUGAAACUGAAUCCAUUCUCCAUGAUGUUGAUGAAGAGGUGAAAACAGAUAUGAUUAACAAGCAUAGUGAGAAGAUAGCACUUGCAUUUGGACUUUUGGUUAGUAAUGCUGAUAUGCCAUUAGUUAUAAUAAAAAAUCUCAGAAUAUGCCUGGAUUGCCACAACACUGCAAAAUUUGUCUCGCUGAUAGAGAAGCGUACAAUCAUUAUCCGAGAUUCAAAGCGAUUUCACCACUUUUCAGAUGGAUUAUGCUCUUGUGCUGAUUAUUGGUAGUGAUCUCUGAAGGAGUUUGGUGUUGCAGGAAUGAUACUGUCAUUGAUCAUAACUUAUACAAACACGUAGUAAUAAACUUGAUUCUAUAUCAUGAGCAUAAUUCAUUCUGUAUAUUCAUAUUCAGUUCUUCCUUCUAACCUAAAUGUGCUCCCAUUUUGUAAGUUGCUUACCCAAUACUACAUGAGAAACCAACUUGAAAGCUUUUAAAUCAAAUUCAUUUUCUAUUUGGUAAAUUAUAAAUUAAAAACACUAUGAUUAAUCAUCACGUUCCCUUAGUUUUUCUUUUCUUUUCUCUAUGACUGUUUUAUGACCUUCUUUUUAUACGUUGUUAUAAUUUCAAAUCUUUAUUGAAGUUUCACAUCUUUCAGAGAAAGUCAUGGAAAAGGAAGUGAUGAAAUCUCAACUCUGUAAUGAGUUAUCCUUUGUAAACAAACUUUGCCAAGGAUAUGACAUUUCUUUGUCUGGAAAAUGGCAUACAAAAAUCAAUUUUCUUCCCUAUUUAUAAAGAUUUAUGAUAUUUUGCGGAGAGUUUCAUGGUUUUCAGACUUCAAAGACCAUUGAUUCUGGCGGAAUUGUGAAGAAUUAAUGCAUGUGCAGAGGAAAUAAAAGGCUUGUGGUGGCAAAUUGCAAGGCAGAUGGAAUAGUUCUAAAUUCUAAAUAGUGUAAAUGACGAAAGAUAAAUUUCUUUUGACUAUUUUGAGAAUUUUUAGUAGUUAAUGUUAAAUUUAAUGAACUACAUUAUUGCUGAGUUUGAGAUACACAUUACAUUAGAGAAGUGCUGAGUUACUUUACUCAGCCACACAUUGUAUAUAUUUAUAUAAAACAGAAAGAGUACAAUAAGAAAGAAGAAAAGACAGGUUCAGAAUAGUGAACCUGCUCCUAGUUAGGCUUUUCAGAAUACACACUAAAAACAGCUUUUUCUAAACCUUUCAAGACUACUCUUACAAAGAUACAACUAGCUUAUAUUGUAACAAAUGUAACCACAAACAGCUAUAAAGCUUGAAGUUAAUAUGUAAAAAAAAAUAGUUUAGAGAAGUGGAGAAAGCAGCUUAUACAACAUGAAGGUUAGUGUUGAUAAGGUUUAGGUAUUUGCUUGAUCAUCUGCCCACCUUCCCCAACUGGGGAAUUAAAAUGUUUGCAUGCAGGAUGUACCAUCACUAUUAUGUAUGAGACAUUAUUUGCAGCAUAGUGCAUAUCUGGAACCUUUACACUUGCCUUUGUUUAUGCUAUAGUAGUAUACUGCUGAUAUACCUUAAUCUGUUAUCUGAUCUUAUUAAAUAUUUAAAAUUGUUACAUUUAGAGAGAGAUAGAGAACUGAUAGAAAUCAUAAUUGUGUUUUCAUUAUUGAUUUGAUGAUUACAACAAAGGUCUAUAUAUAUAGAGCAGAGUUCACAAUGAGGCCUAACUCUGACUCUAACAAUUACUAACUGAUUCUGUUACUAACAGAAUCACAGCAUACUAACUAACUAAGAAGAGAUAGCUAAUAGUAACCACAAACAGUUUUUACAACUAACUGAAAACUAACUGAAUUUAAGACUUCUCUCUAACACUCCCCCCACAAGCUCAGCAGUACUAAGUACUCUGAGUUUGGAGCUGAAGUUGUAGAACAAAUGCUUGCUGAGUGAUUUGGUGAGUAUGUCAGCAACUUGGAGUUGUGCAGGAAUGUAGGAAACAACCAAAGACUUGUUCAAAACCUUUUCCCUCACAAAAAAAAUGUCUAAUUCCAUGUGUUUCGUUCUGGAGUGAAGCACAGGGUUGUGACUAAUAGCAACAGCACUUUGGUUGUCACAAUAGAUAACUGGAGGAGGGAUGGGAACUUUGAGCUCAUGGAGAAGAGACUGGAGCCAUAGAACUUUAGAUGCAGCAUGUGCUAGGCUCCUGUAUUCGGCCUCUGCACUAGAUUUAGCAACCAGAGUUUGCUUUUUAGACCACCAGGACACAAGAUUAGGACCAAAAAAGAUACAAGCACCUGAAGUGGACCUCCUAUCAUCAAUAUCAGAGGCCCAAUCUGCAUCACAAAAAGCAUUAAUGCUGAGAGGGGCACUGGUGGUGGCAGGCAGAAGGGUGAGACCAUGAUCAAUGGAGCCCUUUAAGUAUCUUAAGAUCCUUUUGACUGCACUCCAAUGAGAGACCAGUGGCUGAGCGAAAAACUGACACACCUUGCUGACUGAGUAUCCAAGUUCAGGUCUGGUAAUUGUAGCAUACUGCAGGGCUCCUACAAUGCUUCUGUACAGAGUGGGGUUGUCAAAGGGGUCAACACCAGUUUUGGACAACUUAAGAUUUGCAGGUAAAGGAGUGGAAAUCCCUUUGCAGUCUUCCAUGCCUGCUCUGUGAAGUAUAUCUCUAAUGUAUUUAGCUUGAGAUAAAUGAAGAGCACCAGAUGGAGUAAGCUUGCAUUCUAUGCCCAGAAAGUACUUAAGAGUGCCAAGCUGCUUAAGAGAGAAGGUAGCAUUCAACUUGUUCACAAUGAGGUUAAUAGCAGUGUUGGAGGAACCCGUGAUGAUUAUAUCAUCUACAUAAAUGAGAAUAAGCAGGCAGCAGCCAUGUUUGUUGAAUAUGAGAAGAGAGGGAUCACACUUGGAUUGUUGAAAACCAAAGGAGAUGAGAGUAUUUGUCAAACUCUCAUACCAAGCCCUUGGGGCUUGUUUUAAACCAUAUAUUGCCUUGUGAAGUUUGCAUACAAGAGUGGAUUCACCCUGAAUAAAGCCUUGAGGCUGUUGCAUGUAGACAUCUUCAUGGAGUUGCCCAUUAAGAAAGACAUUGUUGACAUCAAGUUGAAUAAGGGGCCAUUUGGAAGUAAGAGCAAUGGUGAGGACAGUUCUCACUGUGAUUGGUUUCACCACUGGAGAGUAGGUGUCACUGUAAUCUUGACCAUAUUUCUGGUUGAAUCCUUUGGCGACCAAGCGUGCUUUAUAUUUGUUUAUGGUACCAUCCGGGUUCUCUUUGAUCCUGAAAAUCCAUUUGCACCCGAUGGCUCUUUUAUGAGGAGGAAGAGGUACCAAGCUCCAUGUUUUGUUAGCUUGAAGAGCUUGAUACUCUUGUUGCAUAGCUUCAGUCCAGUGGAUAGAUGAAAGAGCUUGCUGCACAGUGGUUGGUUCAGUGGUUGUUAGAUUGAUUGUGGGAAAGAGAGGAGGAGCAGAGCCUGGAGGAGGUUGAUGAGAGUAACAUGCUGAGUAGCAGCUGUGUCAAGAUUGUUGUUCAUGGUAGGGUGCAUGGCAUAACCAGUGAAAUUGGUCUGAGGUGCAUAUCCAGUGAAGUUGGCCUGAGGUGCUGCUUGCUGCCACUGAGGGUUACUUUGAGCCCAAUUGUUGUUAUUUGGUGUAGUGUUCCUUACAUACUUAUAAGGGUUGCCAUGAACAUAAGGUUGAUUGCUUCCAUAAGCAGCAUUAAACCUGUGAUAACAGUAGGAAGCAUCAUGGCCUGUGCGAUGACAGACUUGACACUGAACAGUGGAACGACCCCCACGACCACCACGAUUGCCACGGCCAUUUCUUCCUCCACAGCCUCUAGAUUGAUUGUUGUUCUUGAAAUUGUUGUUUUGAGAGUCGUAAUUGCCUGAAUUUGAGUUCCCAGUUGUCCAAUUGGCUUGAGGAGCAAUCUGGGUUUCUGUCGCAGAAUUAGGGUUCACAGAAUUGGGGAUUUUUGAAUUUGGUUGAGAUUGAGUAAAAUUGAGGGAUGCAGCUUCUUUAGUGAUACGCGCCUUGUCCAAUCGCUGCUCAUGAGCCAGAAGAAGGGCCCUAAUUUCCUCUAAAUCGAACCAUUCGAUCUUUGAGUUGAUUAGGGUUACGAGACUUUCAAAUUCAUUAGGAAGACCUUCAAGAAUCACAUCAAGUUGAUCUUGAAGGGAAACAAACUCACCAAUUGAUGUCAACGAAUCUGAAAUGUGUUUGAUUUUUGCCAAGAAUUCAGAAAUUGAAGAUGAUCCUUUCUUCGUGGUGCGUAGCUGAGUUCGCAAUUGUCGCGCCUGAGCCUUGGUUUUCGAUUGAAAGGAUUGAUGGAUAUUUUUCCAGAGUUGGAAUGUGUGCUUGCAACCAAUGACAGAAGGAAGAAUGGCAGGGGAAAGAGAUGAUUGCAGCCAUGCUAAGAGGAGCUGGUCCUGUAAUUCCCAGUUGCUGAAGGCUGGGUUUUCAAUAUUGGCAAGACGAUCGUGUUCCGAAGCGUAUUGAGGAGGUAUCUCAGGAGUGACACAGAAACGAUGAAGGCGAUGAGCCCUUAGGACUGGUUCAAUCUGUUGCAGCCAUACAAGAUAGUUUGUUGCAUCUAAUUUGACAGAAAUCUUGUAGUUGAAAGAAGAUAGAGGUGUGAUUGUUGAGUUGGGUGUCGCCAAGAUUGGUGGUGUACAAGGUGUGUGAGGUUGGGAAUCCAUUGAAGAAGGGAAGAUUUAGAGGAAAGAGGAAAGAAAUGGAGGAUCUUGUCACGCUUGUGGAAGAAUCAGAAGGCUCUUGAUACCAUGUUACAUUUAGAGAGAGAUAGAGAACUGAUAGAAAUCAUAAUUGUGUUUUCAUUAUUGAUUUGAUGAUUACAACAAAGGUCUAUA